This is a messenger RNA of Solanum dulcamara, 2087 nucleotides long. Its product is annotated as SKP1-like protein 21. The coding region runs from base 362 to 1453 and encodes 363 amino acids. Gene Ontology annotation, molecular function: cullin family protein binding. Gene Ontology annotation, cellular component: cytoplasm; nucleus. Gene Ontology annotation, biological process: SCF-dependent proteasomal ubiquitin-dependent protein catabolic process. The transcript has 10 exons. The record is from RefSeq and is a predicted model, not a curated record. NCBI's taxonomy places the organism in Eukaryota, Viridiplantae, Streptophyta, Magnoliopsida, Solanales, Solanaceae.
UUCCUUCUUCCCCCUUUCUUCCCACCUGCAGAAACCAAAACCCUAGUUCUCCCUCCAUUUUUUCUCCAUCAUUUUCUUAUCUAUUUUUAUUUUUAUUUACCACCUUCUAUCUCUGGCGCAAUUAGAGCUUCCAAACUGAUGAAAUCAUCAUGUCGAAGAUGCAUUUUGUCUUACUGGAAUUUGGAGAGGGUUACUUUGUGAAGGGUUUGCGGUCUCUGUCUGACAAGUGUCUUUUGAAGAGAAGAAAGCUUAGCCUAUUUCGAUUUCAUUAGCACUUUUAACGUUGAGGCUUAUUUGUCUUUAGUUUGCAAAGGCCGAUAAGCAAUCUUGCCAGUUUGAUCUCCUAGUGUUAGAAGGCCCUAUGGCGGUCGUCAAACCAGAGAUGAAGUCCUACAUUUGGCUCCAAACUGCUGAUGGUUCAAUCCAACAAGUAGAGGAAGAGGUUGCCAUGUUUUGCCCGAUGAUAUGUAGAGAAGUACUUCAAACUGGCAUGGGAUCCUCGAAAAAUUAUGCCAUAUCACUUCCUCAACGAGUCAAUCCUGCUAUUCUGGGCUUAAUACUGGAUUAUUGUCAGUUUCAUCAAGUUCCUGGCCGUUCUAAUAAGGAGCGCAAGAUUUUUGAUGAGAAGUUCAUCCGGUUAGAUACCAAGAAGUUAUGUGAGUUGACAUCUGCUGCUGACAGCCUUCAACUGAGGCCUCUGGUUGACCUUACAAGUCGUGCACUUGCUCGGAUGAUUGAGGGCAAAACUCCCGAGGAAAUACGUGAAACUUUCCACUUACCUGAUGAUCUAACAGAGGAGGAGAAGUUGGAACCUUUGAGAAAUAUGACCGAUGAUCCACGUAUCCGUCUUCUCAAUCGACUCUAUGCAAGGAAAAGGAAAGAAUUAAAAGAACGAGAGAAAUUAAAGAAUGUCGAGGUAGAAGAAGAGCAGCAUGUGGAUGUUUCUCUAAAAAAAAAAGAGCAGCAUGUGGAUGAACGAUCAGUUGAUGAUCUUCUAUCUUUCAUAAAUGGGGUAGAUGAAGAUUCUAAGAGUGCAAGAGCAACAAAGAGUAAAAAGAAAAAUAGAAGGAGAAAAGAACAAGCUAGAAAUUCCUCUACAAAUAAUGAAACUGGAAACCAUAAUCAGGAUUCUACUCCUACAUCUAGCUGCAUGAAUGGUGACACUGGUGAUGUGCCUUCUCCAAGUAAACCUUCUGAGCUGCAAGACUCUGCAUCUGUUAAGUUUUCACCCAAACUUGAUUUUGAUGACGGUGAUAUUGACGAUGAGUUAGAUCCUGCAAUGAAGGAAGAAAUUGACAGGGAGGUUGAGGAUUUUGCUAGGAGACUUAACUCUGAUUGGCCAGAAAGAAUGCAGGAGAUUUUGUCUUUGGGUCAAGAGAGGAGGCAUGUACCACUAUCUGUGAAUGGGAAUGGUUCCCUGAAGAGAUAUACAGCAGGUUUGGACGGGAGAUAAUGGUCCAAAUGGUGGAUUAUGAAUCUUUUGGAUUCAGUUGAGCUUAACAUGCCAGUUUGUCUGUGCCUGCUGUUUCCACUAAAGAUGGUAAAGAUUCAGUGUUCAUUGCUUGUAAAGUUCCUUCCACUAAUCUUAUCCGAUCAGAAGAGUUCUUUCCACUUGCUGAGCUGCCAAAAGUAAUUUCUGAACGCGGGGAACUGACCUGACUGGCUGAAGUUUUAUGGGAAUUUCGGGAUAGAAGGGAAGUCUCUGUGGUAUGUGGUUUCAUGGUAACCACCAUUUCAUUUGUCCUGCAUUUCCAGAUACAAGUUCCAAUUUUGCAGAAUUUUCAAAAUCUUAGAUUUGUUUUCCUAUUCUUUAAUAAUUUAGUUCAAAUUAAGCUGUCGUUACUUUCACUAUUUAUUUUUUCUUCCUGGUUGGGCUUUUCAAUUUAAUGUUUCUUGGGUCUUUUUCCCAAUACGCGGGGAUAUGAUAUGAGCAUUAUUGCCAUGAAAUGGCUUAAAUGCUCUCGGGUUCUAUGCUUCAAUUCUGUAUUUUUAUGUAAUGUCUCAAGAAGUAUAUUAGUGUGUAUCCUGUUGUAAAAUUUGUGCAUUGACAUUAAAAAUCUAGUGAACUAAGAUUCCUCUUCCCGUCU